AAAAAUACCACGUGUUUACUUAAUCCGGCAUAAGAUUUCCAAAUAACUCGAGAAGUUAACAAUAGGCGAAAACCAUAAAGCUAUCUCACUUGAAAGGGUACAUUUCCUUUCUUUCUCUCUCUCUUUUUUUUUUUUUUUGGAAUUUAGGGAACAUUUAUUUCUAUAAAAAAAAUUGGGAACAUAUAUGCGAUCUCUUGGUAUAGCGACGCGUGUUAUCCAGCUUUACGGUUUUUAAGACACGUAGUCAUAGAAACUUUUAUUCAGCCAACCAGAAGCAGUUCUACUGGGACCCACUUAGCCAAUCAACCCUCGUCAUUGUUUCAGGUGUAGAGCUAUGAGAUCUUGACACGUGUAUCCCCGGAUCUUGGCCACGAUUGCUGCCGCUAUGAUUUUCGCUUCAUUAUUCUCCGGUAAACCCUCCUUAGGAGAACAAAAUAACAGAAACAGAAAAAAAAAAUCUGAACGAUAAAAUAAAAAAAAAAAACCCAAAGGAAAUUUCAAGAUAAAACAGGGAGAGAGGAAUUGUUGUGUUUAUUUUUUCUUGGAAAAAGGAGAAAUGGAGGAUGGGAAUCAUUGGAGCAUGGUAAAAUGCUCCGGGGGUGUAUACGAUAAGACGAUAAUCAAUCGGAUAAUGCUCAAAUUCAGGCCGAUUGCUCCAAAACCGGUGAACGGAGAUUCGGAUUCCAGUGAGUCUAUCCUUAAUAGCAAGAACUUGGAUGUUACUAGCAAGAGAAAGAAGAGAAAGUACGUUAGGGUUUGCGAGAAAAAUAAUACUAGGAAGAAACGAAUCUUGGAUAGAGCUAGAGAAGAUAACGAUGGAAACAAGGGUUUCGUUACUCUACAGUUGAUGCCGGAGAAAGCUGAUCUAAAUAAAUCAAUCGUUGUUGAAAGAUCAUGGGAUGUUGUUGAUGAUGAUGAUCUGGAUCGAGCUUUAGGUCGUGACAAUUAUCGUUUUCAAGAUCCACCAUCGCUGUGCUUGAAGUUGAAAACAAUGGUCGCGUCAGAUCACGUGGCGGUGAUGGGGUUACCCAACCCGGGGAGUAUGACGGUGGUGGAGUCGUGGGUGAUGGUGGAGAGCGUGACGGAAACUUGCAUUGAAGAUGGGGAGAUGGAGAAGUGUACGGACGUGGAGAAAAUGAAGAAUCUCGAGAAGGACACGUGUCCCGGGUUUGUAUCAGAUGGGCUGAACCGGGUUUUCUGGGUGAACCAAGCGUAUAGAAAUAUGGUAGGCUUGGACCAGGAUGGGGAGCAAGAACGGGCCGCAACCGCCGUGGGGUUGGUGUUGAAAGACGGGCUCACCUUUCCCUGCGGUGCAUUUUCGUGCCGCGUACGGUUGCGUUACGUGGAUGGGAAGGGUAAGAAUUACUCGAAAACGGUUCCCUGCGACAUUUGGAAGCUGAGCUCCGGCGGAUUUGCAUGGCGGCUGGACGUCAACGCUGCUCUCAGCUUGGGACUCUAGAAAUAAUGAAGAUAUCUUUGUAUUCUGAAGGUAAAUUUAAGUUUCUUUGUUUUCCCCAUAACCAGUGGAAGAAAGUGUAGAACAAUGGUUACAUAUUUGCAAUAGGGGUUAAUAUGUUGAUACAUAUAUGUAUAUAUAUAUAUAUAGUUUUGAUUUGAUCUUAGAUUUCUAAUUUUUAAUAA
Gossypium arboreum is the source of this 1641-nucleotide messenger RNA. RefSeq lists its product as uncharacterized. NCBI's taxonomy places the organism in Eukaryota, Viridiplantae, Streptophyta, Magnoliopsida, Malvales, Malvaceae. Bases 557 to 1459 code for a protein of 300 amino acids. The record is from RefSeq and is a predicted model, not a curated record. The transcript has a single exon.